Molecule: messenger RNA, 1673 nt
Organism: Fundulus heteroclitus (mummichog)
Lineage: Eukaryota; Metazoa; Chordata; Actinopteri; Cyprinodontiformes; Fundulidae
Product: T-cell leukemia homeobox protein 2-like
Biological process (GO): regulation of transcription by RNA polymerase II; animal organ development
Cellular component (GO): nucleus
Molecular function (GO): RNA polymerase II cis-regulatory region sequence-specific DNA binding; DNA-binding transcription factor activity, RNA polymerase II-specific
Source: RefSeq, a predicted model, not a curated record
AUUGUUGUUGUUUUUUCCGCCCCGUUUUUUCGCUUCCUCGGGCUUGUCCCGGUUUUUUUUUCCCUGUCCUGUGUUCGUUUUGAUCUGAGGAAAUCGGCUAUUUUGCCAUGUUUCCUGCGUAUGGAUUGCCUGUGCCAGAGUAGGCGAACAAAGCGCAUCAAGUCUCUCCAGAGAACUGGUUCUUCUCAGAACCCCGGAUUUUUUUGCUCAGUGAGUAAACUCUGGAUAAUCUUCGCGCAUCGUCGACGGGGUAUUUUUUUCCCCUCGUUGAAAGGUUUCCCUGUUUCUAAUACACGGAUAGACUGCUCUCAAAGAUGGAUAGGAUAAGCGUUUUUUUUAGCCAGACGGAUUGGCAUUUUAAUUUAGGAAACACCCGCUCCCACUGCUGGACAGAAAUAAUGGCAUGAUUUUGGAUAGCACCGGACGCGUUGUUGGUUUCCUGGGAGUUGAUGCUCAGAUUGAACAGAACAGUCCUCCAAGAGCAGUCGUUUCAUUUCCCUAGACUCGAAAACACCCCCGUCUCUAGAAAAUCCUGUGAGAUCGCCACUGAAAUGGAGCACACCGGGAUCGAGGAGGUGAGCCAGACACACCAGCAGCAGCAUGAACCCAUCAGCUUCGGAAUCGACCAAAUCCUCAACAGCUCGGACCAGUCCAGCGGCUGCAUGCUGCCCAACCGGACCGGCGACCCGGAUUACGCGCUGGCCCCCAACGUGUACAGCAACGGCUACAACAGCGUCUACAACCCGGCCUGCUCCUACAACGUCAACAUGAACAUGAACGUCAGCAUGAACAUGAACGUAAACGUGAACUCCGGGAACUCGGGCGGGGUGAUCCGGGUGCCGGCGCACAGACCCAUGCCGCCCCCGCCUCCACCGUCGGCCGCUGCCGCGCCUCAUCCGCCCCCCGGAAUCCCCGCUGUGCACGGGAUGGGGAUGGGGAACCCGGCGAACUUCACCUUCCCGUGGAUUGAGAGCAGUAGGAGGUUUGCCAAGGACAGACUAACAGGGGAGGAGGCAGAGGAGAGCCGAGCUGGGGAGGCCACAGGGGGGCCGGAGGCUGCCGGGUCCCUCUGUCCUCUCCCCAAGGGAGACAUCGGCAGAGUCCCUGUCUGGAGCACGGUGGAGACAUUAGCCAAAUGCUAUUACCCCGAGCUCGCUCACCUGCGAGACAGCAAUGGCCUUCUGGCAGACUAUCCUUUUCCAAAGGGGGCUUGCCCAGCCGCCCUCUCGCCCUUCUCCGUGACCCGCCGCAUCGGCCACCCGUACCAGAACCGGACGCCGCCCAAGAGAAAAAAGCCCCGCACGUCCUUCAGCCGCGUGCAGAUCUGCGAGCUGGAGAAACGCUUCCACCGGCAGAAGUACCUGGCGUCGGCUGAGCGGGCCACGCUGGCGAAGGCCCUCAAGAUGACCGACGCACAAGUCAAGACCUGGUUUCAGAACAGACGGACAAAAUGGCGAAGGCAAACUGCAGAAGAAAGAGAGGCCGAGAGGCAGCAGGCCAACCGGCUGAUGUUGCAGCUUCAGCAGGAGGCUUUCCAGAAGACGUUGAGCCAGCCGCUGCAGCCGGAUCCCCUCUGCCUGCAUAACUCCUCCCUCUACGCCCUGCAGAACUUGCAGCCUUGGGCAGAAGACAAUAAGGUGACCUCCGUCACCUCUGUGGCUUCUGUGGUGUGA